Lucilia cuprina (Australian sheep blowfly) is the source of this 385-nucleotide messenger RNA. RefSeq names its product probable cytochrome P450 49a1. Bases 44 to 370 code for a protein of 108 amino acids. NCBI's taxonomy places the organism in Eukaryota, Metazoa, Arthropoda, Insecta, Diptera, Calliphoridae. The transcript is spliced from 2 exons. The record is from RefSeq and is a predicted model, not a curated record.
CAUUUCAGCAAAACUUGAAACUCCUAAAUCAAUAAAAAAAAACAUGUCAAAUCUAAGUAAAACUACUGCCUCCCUGGUAAAGCGCAGCACUUUUUCGGCAGCUGCAACACCAUCAAUGAUUUCACAGCAUAUCACACCACAACCGGAAUCACAUGGAAAUGAAGUCAAUAAUAAAUCUCGCAGUAAAUUAAGUCAAAACAAUUCCAAAUCGAAUAAUGCCGAUAAAAUACGUUCCUAUAAUGAAGUACCUGGUCCCUGGGGCAUGCCGUUUAUUGGCAAUUCUUGGCGUUUUGCACCAGUUAUUGGUAAGUGUUACAUGUUUGCUAUUUUAAAUAUAUAUGUUUAUGUGUGUUAUGGGGGCAAUAGCUGAAAAAUUAUAAUAAAA